Salvia hispanica is the source of this 1344-nucleotide messenger RNA. Its product is annotated as putative acetyltransferase At3g50280. NCBI's taxonomy places the organism in Eukaryota, Viridiplantae, Streptophyta, Magnoliopsida, Lamiales, Lamiaceae. The record is from RefSeq and is a predicted model, not a curated record.
AUGGAGGUGAUAUAUUCUUGUCUCGUUGGAAGGGAAAACAAAGAAAUUGCAAACACCAUCACAACAUUAGAGCUUAAUCCAUGGGAUUUACGAUUACUACCGAUCGUCCCCAUUCAAAGAGGCCUCAUUUACCACAAACCUCAUUCCCAAAACAUCAUCUCUCACCUCAAAAACUCACUCUCCCGCACACUAAACUCCUUUCCACCCCUUGCCGGCCGUCUCUCCGCCACCCAUCACGAAGACGGCACAAAGAGCUACUUCGUCGACUGCAACAACUCCGGAGCCGAGUUCACUCACGCAGUCGCUGCCGCCGUCUCUGUCUCCGACCUCAUUGGACCCAAAUACAUCCCGGAAAUCGUCUACUCCUUCUUCCCGCUCGAAAACCUCACCAACUUCGAAGCCAUUUCGAAGCCUCUGCUGGCGGUGCAGGUCACCGAGCUGGCAGACGGCCUAUUCCUGGGCUGCGCCGCCAAUCACGCAGUCGUGGACGGCACUUCCUUCUGGCACUUCAUCAACUCUUGGUCUGAAAUCUCUCGCGGUUUAAAGACCAUAUCAAAAACUCCAGUGUUCUCACGAUCCAUCGAGCCGGUAAAAGUAGGGGGCCACAGCAAUCACCUUCCUCCGCCGAUGGUGGAAACUCCUCCAUUGCUGAGGAAGGUCUUCCACUUGGGGAAAGAAAGCUUGACCAAACUUAAAAAUAAGGCCAAUUCUACAGGCGGAAGUGAUAAAAUAUCGUCGUAUCAAGCACUCUCUGCUCUGCUGUGGCGGACCAUAAAUAUGCAUACUAAUGUAAAUAGCGAAGAAGUGGACUUCACUUUAAUAGUGGGUGCAAGGUCAAGGAUCGGUUGGGAUGAGGGCUAUUUUGGGAACGCGAUUUAUACGGCUGGAACUUCAUUGACUAGGCAUGAGCUGUUGCAGAAUGGAAUAGGCUACGCUGCGGUGAAGAUCAAUGAGCUGGUGAAGCAGCAGACGCGUGAAGCAGCAAUCCAAAACUUUGAAGAUUCUGAGAAUCGGGCGUUUAUUAGAAAAUGGCCUUCGUUUUUGAUCAUCGGAUCGCCUCGCCACGACGUGUACGGGAAUGAUUUCGGGUGGGGGAAGCCCGUUGCAGUGAGGUGUGGAAGAGGGCGAAAUGUCGAUGGGAAGAUCACCAUUUUUCCGGCGGCCGAAUCUGGGGGCGUCGAUUUGGAAGUUAGCCUUGCUGCUGACAAAAUGGUGGCCAUGGAAGAUGAUCCCGAGUUCAUUGCAGCUCUCGCCCAUUGAAAUUGCCUUUUGCAGUUUCUUGAACUUUAGGGAUUUUCUACAUAUUGUAAACGUCUCCAUUUCAGUACAGAAAUUAUGAACUUA